GGUGGUGGUGGUGGUGGUGGUAAGCUGACCCCGUCCUCUCGACUAGUGCUACCUCACAGUGCUGAUUUCGACCACGUCAACUGUGCUUGUGUGGCCGACCUCGAUUUCGAUGGACUCCCAGAGAUUGUUGUAGGCACUUUCGGUCAGCAGCUGCUCUUCUACGAUUGGUGUGGCAAGCCUCAUUCGCCAACUGAGGGCUCCUACACUGAGAGUGGAGUGUGUGUGAAUGUUCUUAUCGCCUCCUCUGUCUCCUCUUACUCCCUUAGUUUGGUGCAUCAGCGUCGGAUGGUGGGUGCGGUUCACAGCUUGGAAUGCGGUGGCGAAUGUGACUUUCUUGGUGACGGCAUGUACUGCAUAGCAGUCUUGACAUCUCACGGCCUCCAUCUGCUGCAAUGCGCUCACCUCCUCGACUUUUGUGUGCCUCUCCUCGCCGCUCGUCUUCGUUCUCUCCCCUCCAACUUCCAAUGUUCAUGA
Hydatigera taeniaeformis is the source of this 474-nucleotide messenger RNA. Lineage: Eukaryota; Metazoa; Platyhelminthes; Cestoda; Cyclophyllidea; Taeniidae. The record is from the annotation of a GenBank genome assembly.